CAGAUAUAGUGAAUGCGGGGUCCGGGGAGAGCGAAUAUAGUGAAUGCAGGGUCCGGGGAGAGCGAAUAUAGUGAAUGCAGGGGUCCGGGGAGAGCGGAUAUAGUGAAUGCGGGGUCCGGGGAGACCAGAUAUAGUAAAUGCAGGGUCCGGGGAGACCAGAUAUAGUGAAUGCGGGGUCCGGGGAGACCAGAUAUAGUAAAUGCGGGGUCCGGGGAGAGCAGAUAUAGGGAAUGCAGGGUCCGGGAGAGCGGAUAUAGGGAAUGCAGGGUCCAGUGAGAGCGGGUAUUGUGAAUGCGGGGUCUGGGGAGAGCGGAUAUAGUAAAUGCCGGGUCCUGAGAUA
Molecule: messenger RNA, 340 nt
Organism: Staurois parvus
Lineage: Eukaryota; Metazoa; Chordata; Amphibia; Anura; Ranidae
Source: the annotation of a GenBank genome assembly